Molecule: messenger RNA, 1174 nt
Organism: Prorocentrum cordatum
Lineage: Eukaryota; Dinophyceae; Prorocentrales; Prorocentraceae
Source: the annotation of a GenBank genome assembly
UUCUGGCUCGAGAUCGAGGGUGGGCCCCGGCUGCGCCGCGGCGGGGGUGAUGGGGAAGGACGAUUCAUCGGAUUCGUCCUCGGAGGAGAAAGCCAAGAAGAAGACCAAGAAGAAGGAGAAGAAGAAGGAGAAGAGGAAGGACAAGAAGGGCGGGAAGAAGGAUAAAAAAGAUGAAAAGAAACGGAAGAAGGCAGAUAAGAAAGGUGGUAAGAAGGUAGGCUCAUCCUCAGAUUCUUCGGACUCGGACCACAACGAGAAGAAGGCGAAGAGAAAGGACGGCGAUGGCAAGGAUCAGGCGAGGGAAACUUGGAUCUUCAACCGGGAGAAGGCGAUACGGAAGGCAGAGCCAGACCUGCCCAAGGGCGAUGCCUUGAGGAGAGCGGUGGAGGAGUACUGUAGCAUCUACGACAUAGGCGUGGGCGCGGAGGAAGCCAAAGCCGCCAAGGCGGCGGAGGCGCAUGCCAUCCCCGAGGUUCAGGUGAACAACGAGGCCAUCCAGGACGCUCUGGAGGCGGCCGUGGCCGAGUCGGCCGAGAAGGCGCGCGCGGCGGGGCGGCACGCCGCCGAGGUGAGGAAGGAAGCGGAGCUGGCCAUGGCGUCGGUACUGCAGGUGGCGGAGCAGCAGGGCCUCCUCUUCACCGCCAAGGGCGCCGACAAGGUGAUGGGCAGGUGGGUCUUCUGUUCCGCCAAGGAGAGGCAGGAGCAGAUGUCCAUGUUCCUGACGGAGAAGGAGCGGCAGCUCGAGGAGUACGUCCGCCUGGGCGCGCCCCUGACGGACGACCGCCCGCGCGGCGAGAGCGCCGCCAACCCCUCCAACGGCAAGGUGGACGUCACCAAGCUGCGCCUCUUCAACGCCGGCCGCGCAGACCUGUGACGCUGGCGCGGCGCAGCGCCGGGCGCACGGCGGCAGGGCGCGCCGCGGCGCCCGGCGCAGCGCCCCCCCCCCUUCGACCUCUCGCGGCGGUCGCGCGUGCUGGACAGGCAGGCGCUCGGCCGCUCGGACUGCGUGCGGCUGGCGCCGCGCCGCGGCCGUGGCAGGCGGCGCGGGGCGGAGGGCGCGGAGGGGUCAUGGAGCGAAGGGAGGACGUGCACGUGCAUGGAUCCACGUUGGUUUCGAGAGUGCGCCUUGCGCGGGCGGUCGUGUCAGGAAGCCGGCCUCGCGGUCCGGGGGGGG